Molecule: messenger RNA, 536 nt
Organism: Halteromyces radiatus
Lineage: Eukaryota; Fungi; Mucoromycota; Mucoromycetes; Mucorales; Cunninghamellaceae
Product: HotDog domain-containing protein
Exons: 3
Coding region: 11-490 (159 amino acids)
Molecular function (GO): fatty acyl-CoA hydrolase activity
Source: RefSeq, a predicted model, not a curated record
AUUAUCUCUCAUGAAAAUUGAUCCAUCACUUGUAGGGAAAUAUCCUGAUUUAGAUGAUUAUGUCCGUUUAUAUGCAAGACGUCAAGGUAAUGUUGAGUUUUGGGAAGAUUAUAUCUCUCCUUACUUGACUAUCAUCUUUGCUGAUAAAGAUAAAUUGAUCUGGGAAUUUGAUGUGCAUGAUAAUCAUUGUAAUCAACUCGGAAAUCUACAUGGAGGAUGCGUUGCUACAUUGAUUGAUGUUUGUAGUUCCUUUGCUACUUUAGUACAUGAAGGCACAAAUCGUUGGGAUAUGAUUGGUGUCUCUACCGAUCUUGGAGUAUCGUACAUGAAUGGAGUAUCAUCUGGAAAUAGAAUUCGAUUAGAAUGUGAAGUACAAAAACUUGGUAAAACCCUUGGGUAUAUUUAUACAAAGGUAUAUGAUGAAGACAAUAGAAUAUGUUACUCUGGUUCACAUACAAAAUACACCAUUAGUCGUAAAUCCAACCUGUAAAUCAAACAAUACAUCAUCAUCGGUAGUGGUUUUCAAUGAUAAUAAU